AUGGGAUUCAUCCAAAGUCUAGACGUCCGGCAGCUGGACGAGUUCGGCUCGCCUCUGACGGAGAGACCAACAGCCUUCCCCGUCCCGGCUCAAACGCAGGCCCCUACACAAACGCAAAGGGCAUCCGUGGUCAUACAAACACCUCAGCCGUCAUCGACCGUCGUGCAAGCGAGCGCCGCACCGACAGUCUCCAGCAUCUCAAAUACCACGAGCACCGCUGUUGGCAACACGAAUCCUGCUCCAAAAUCGGGGACCAACGUCCAGGUCAGCAACGGAACAGCAAACGCAACCCCGUCCAACGUCCCAGAGACGGCUUCCGACAUGGAUCAGGGGAAUGCCAUAUCCUCUGACAGGUCCGCCGUCAUUGGCGGAUCGAUAGCCGCUGUCGUUGUUGUCCUGUUCCUGUUAUUCCUGCUGUACAGGUACCGCAGGAAGAUCAUGUCCUUCUUCAGGCCCAAGCCCGAGGACCCAGAAGAGCCCAGCUUCGUCGACGAGCUGGAACGCCAGAACACGCGGCUGAGCAGGUUCGAAGACCGCUGCGGAGGCACCAGCGUCUCGGACGGCCGCCCCCAGACGUCCUCCACCGUGCGGGAGCUGCAGCCACACUACUCGUUCGCGACGUCGGUCCCGACCCUGGCCGAGAGCGUGGCGACGUCGCAGAACUCGCUGACGCCGUCCUCCCGCAGGAGCGGCGAGAUGACCCUCCCGCCGCCCCAGAAGCCGCGCGAGGUGCGGUACCGGCUCCCGCUGUACCACAUGGAGGACGACAGCUACGACAACAUCGAGCUGGACCCGUGCGAGCGGCUCGAGCCGCCGUCCCUGUCCGAGGGCGGCGGCACGGGAGGUGCCGUCAUCCGCCAGGGGCCCUGCAGGACGCCAAGCAGCGCGAGCGCCAGGGCGGUGGCGCUUGCCUGGUGGCAGGCGUCCGGGACGUGCGAGUCGCCCAAGGCGCGGUACUCGUACCUCGAGGCCAAGAAGUCGGCGCCCACGCCCGUGGUGCCCGAGGUGCGGACGCCUUCUCGCGCCGAGGUCUGCGACGACGGGAGCGACUCUGCCGCGAGCUCCGUGUCCGGGGUCAUGAUGAUGAUGAUGAUGGAGGAAGGGUCGUCGAUGAUCGGGACGACGCGGAGCCCGAGCGCCCGGAGCGACGGGCCCAGCUCCAUCUUUAGCCAGCGGUCGGACAGCUUCGUGAGCGCCGCGAGCAGUUUUGAGAACUACCGCCCUGAGGUCCGCAACGGGCCUGCCGUGGGCGAGGUCGAGACGGACAACGACACGUUUGCUGACGAUCAUGAGGACCUCGACUUUGAGAUGUUGACCGAGGGUGACAGCACCAUCAUUGCCGUGGCGACAACCUCUGCCAGGUCCAGCAUCCAGGAGAUCGACGUGACCAAUUCAAAAUCGCUCUCGAGAGCGCAGACCCUCAACGGCGGGGAGAACUCGCAACGUAUUCCGAUUCAUUCCAAGGACCAGGGGCCUGUGGUUCAGUUGAAGGCGGUGGAAGCAGAGCAGACGGAAGAAGAAGGGUCCUCGGAGGAGCGUGGGCGUGACAUGGAGGUGGAUGAGUAUCCGAGCAGCGAUGAGGACGAUGGAUACGAGUCGUCCAUAAUAGAAGAGGACUACCAAGCAGUACCGUCAUCUCAUUCAGGGGAUGCACAAAAACAGUCCAUCGAGCAACCCAGAGAGAGGGAGUGGAGUCCAGAAGUGCUGGCAACUAUAAGAGAGAGUAGGGAAUUACUGAUGUCAAGCGGACAACAACCACAAAUGUCGAGCGAACUACCAAUUGAAACGGAAACGCCCUUACCAAAGGACAGCUUCUUACCAGAGAUUUCAUUCGAGGAUAGGGGUUUUGAAUUUGGCUUUCCAUAA
Pyricularia pennisetigena is the source of this 1866-nucleotide messenger RNA. RefSeq lists its product as uncharacterized. Bases 1 to 1866 code for a protein of 621 amino acids. The transcript is spliced from 2 exons. NCBI's taxonomy places the organism in Eukaryota, Fungi, Ascomycota, Sordariomycetes, Magnaporthales, Pyriculariaceae. The record is from RefSeq and is a predicted model, not a curated record.